AUGGUAAUAAACGGCCGCCCCAACGAAACUGCAAUCAUUGUUGCAGCCGUCGACAGUGGGGCUGUGGACCACGGAGGUUACUGCAAUUCCACCGCGCAAUUCGCUUUCCCAUUGCUCCUUUGGCUUCUCCGUUCACCGCCGGGUAUUGUUGGCAAGCCACUAUCUGCUGCUUCUUUCACACCUCCUCACCAGCAGGCAACCAAACUGAUCACUGAACCGGUCAGUUCCAAUCGUCUUCAGUGA
This is a messenger RNA of Enterobius vermicularis (human pinworm), 243 nucleotides long. The record is from the annotation of a GenBank genome assembly. NCBI's taxonomy places the organism in Eukaryota, Metazoa, Nematoda, Chromadorea, Rhabditida, Oxyuridae.